GCCCGGAGCAUCGCGGCAUCGCGUUUCGGAAACAGCCCGCCAGGUCGCUGUGUCCGCUCCGAGGUGUGGUGGGGGAUAUAAACUCCCAGAGCGGUCGUGACAGCCUCAGUCGUCAAGCAGCGCCUUCGCCGAGCCGAACCCAGCCCAGCACGCACUCGUAACCAUGGCCCCCGCCUACAAGCUCAUCUACUUCCCUGUGCGCGGACGCGCCGAGCACCUGCGUCUCAUGUUCGUGUACGCCAAGGUGGCCUACGAGGACGUCAAGAUCUCCAAGGAGGAGUGGGAGAAGCUCAAGCCUUCGACGCCCUGGGGCCAGCUCCCCGUGCUGGAGAUCGAUGGCGUGAUGGUGGAGCAGUCCAUCCCCCUGGCCCGCUACCUCGCCAAGCAGUUCAAGCUGGACGGCAAGGACGACCUGGAGCGCCUGCAGGCUGACGUGUUCGUCGCGCACCUCGACGACCUCAAGAACCAGUUCGGCACCCUCCUCAGGGAACAGGACCCCGACAAGAAGAAGGAGAUCCUGAAGAACCUCCAGAAGGACGUGUUCCCGGCCUUCUUCGAGAAGCUGGAGAAGCGCGUCGCCAAGAACGGCUUCUCCGUCAGCAACUCGAUUUUGUGGAGCGACAUUCUUCUCUCUGCUCUCCUGGAGGCCUUGAUGAUCAAGAACAUCCUGGGCGACGACUUCGCCACUAAGUACCCCAACUUGGUCAGGGUCAAGGACACCGUCUUCAACACCCCCGACGUGAAGGCUUACCUUGCCAAGAGGCCCCACACCGAAAUUUAAAUCGUGGAAUAGCAGUAGUUUCAAUUAUUUUAUUAUUUGUCAAAUUUCAUCCUUCAUUCUUCAUCACAUCUUUGUUAAGAAAAGUAUAUAAUAGUUCACUGUUAUUUUGUAAUGGUUGGAGUUACUUGAAAUAUACUGAAAGGUCACCUCCAUAGAACAAA
Molecule: messenger RNA, 942 nt
Organism: Thrips palmi
Lineage: Eukaryota; Metazoa; Arthropoda; Insecta; Thysanoptera; Thripidae
Product: glutathione S-transferase-like
Exons: 5
Coding region: 164-781 (205 amino acids)
Biological process (GO): glutathione metabolic process
Molecular function (GO): glutathione transferase activity
Source: RefSeq, a predicted model, not a curated record